Molecule: messenger RNA, 2265 nt
Organism: Protopterus annectens (West African lungfish)
Lineage: Eukaryota; Metazoa; Chordata; Ceratodontiformes; Protopteridae
Gene: FARSB
Product: phenylalanyl-tRNA synthetase subunit beta
Exons: 20
Coding region: 138-1907 (589 amino acids)
Biological process (GO): phenylalanyl-tRNA aminoacylation
Cellular component (GO): phenylalanine-tRNA ligase complex; cytoplasm
Molecular function (GO): phenylalanine-tRNA ligase activity; ATP binding; magnesium ion binding
Source: RefSeq, a predicted model, not a curated record
UUUAUAUAUCAGUAAUUUCUUGCAUAGGAAACGAAAAUGUUUCAAUUGCUGUAACAGGCACUAAUAUGGAUCGCUUAUGCCGGCUUACUAGGGGACUUCGAAGUUAGGUAGUGGUGUGCUGCUGGAAGUAGAGAAUCAUGCCGACUGUCAGUAUAAAUCGUGAACUGCUUUUCCAGGCUCUUGGUCGGGAGUAUACUGAUGAAGAGUUUGAUGAAUUGUGUUUUGAAUUUGGUCUGGAGCUUGACGAGAUUACCUCAGAAAAGGAAAUAAUCGUCAGAGAACAAGGCAGUGACAAAGCUGAUGGAGCAUCAGAUGUUGUGCUGUACAAAAUUGAUGUUCCUGCCAAUCGCUAUGAUCUGUUGUGCUUGGAAGGCUUGGUCCGAGGGCUCCAGGUCUUCAAAGAAAGAUGUGAGGCUCCACGGUAUAGGAAGGUAACUCCAGCCAGUGGCGAGCAUCUUAAGCUAGUAAUUACAACUGAGACUGCCAAGGUCCGUCCCCAUGCUGUAGCUGCUGUCCUUCGCAACAUCACUUUCACCAAAGAACGCCUUGACAGCUUCAUUGACUUACAGGAGAAACUACAUCAGAACAUUUGCAGGAAACGAUCUUUAGUUGCAAUUGGUAUCCAUGACCUGGACACUAUUUGUGGACCAUUCACUUAUACUGCUCUACCUCCGGCUGAAAUCAAAUUCCAGCCUUUGAAUCAGACAAAGGAAUACACAGCUGCUGAACUCAUGCAGCUCUACAAGACUGAUGGUCAUCUUCGGCAUUAUCUUUACAUUCUUGAAAAUGAGCCACUUUAUCCAGUCAUCUAUGACAGUAAUGGAGUUGUUCUGUCUAUGCCACCAAUCAUCAAUGGUAAUCAUACAAAAACAUCCUUAAAGACUAGGAAUAUUUUUAUUGAAUGUACAGCCACUGAUCUUACUAAGGCCAAAAUAGUCCUGGAUAUUUUAGUUACAAUGUUCAGUGAAUACUGUCAAGAGUCAUUCACGGUUGAAGCAGCUGAAGUAAUGUACCCCAAUGAGAAAACCUACAUUUACCCAGAAUUGACUUACAGGAAGGAGAUACUGACAGCAGACUACAUAAAUAAAAAAGUGGGCAUCAGUGAAACGCCAGAAAGUCUUGCAAAACUCUUGACUCGGAUGUACUUGAAGUCGCAAGUUGUAGGUGAUGGAAGUGAGAUUGAAGUAGAAAUCCCACCAAACAGAGCUGACAUUAUUCACCCUUGUGACAUUGUGGAGGAUGCAGCAAUUGCCUAUGGAUAUAAUAAUAUUCAGAUGACUAUUCCAAAAACAUACACUAUAGCCAAUCAGUUUUCUCUAAGCAAACUGACAGAACUACUGAGACAAGAUCUGGCUGCUGCUGGAUUUACAGAGGCUCUUACCUUUGCCUUGUGUUCUAAAGAAGACAUUGCUGACAGACUAGGGAUUGGGAUUUCUUUAAGUGGAGCAUACCACUUGCCAUCCCCCCAUCCUUCAGCCUUUCAGGUAGCCCGCACUACACUCCUGCCUGGUCUGCUGAAAACCAUUGCUGCUAACAGGAAGAUGCCCUUACCUUUAAAGCUGUUUGAAAUAUCUGACAUUGUUCUGAAGGAUCCCAACACAGAUGUUGGUGCACGGAAUCAUAGGCAUGUAUGUGCAAUAUACUACAACAAAAAUCCUGGAUUUGAGGUCAUCCAUGGCUUGCUGGACAGGGUGAUGCAGUUACUUGAUGUUAAACCAGGCAGGGAUCAUGGAUACUACAUUCAGGCUGCUGAAGAUGUUUCCUUCUUCCCUGGUCGUUGUGCUGAAGUUUUUGCCAAAGGUCAGAGCAUUGGGAGACUUGGAGUCCUUCACCCUGAUGUUAUCACAAAAUUUGAGCUUACCAUGCCCUGUUCUGCUUUGGAAAUUACAGUUGAACCAUUUCUCUGAAGACUGCCUUUAGUUUUUUUCUUAUCCUUCAACCACUCUCUGGAAAGGGCAUCAGCCUUCACACUUUUAAAUAUUUAAUAAACCUGAAGAAUCAUGUGUCUGGCACUACAGUAAACACAGUCCUUUAUAUUGCAAUUAAGGCAGCAGCAUGAUGUCUUGGGGAUAAUAGUCAGCAGAUUGCCUUGCAGUUAUUAGUUCACGUCAUUACAUUAGCAGCAGCUUAACAGAUUACCAUCCAGAACACUGCUCCACAAUUGCUAAGCUUUCCUCUAGCUGCAAAAAAAUGCUGCUGUUUGGACUUUUCUUUUAUAAAGGGAUGUAUUAUUUCAAGAGAGAGAAUAAAAAACAAUAUCCCUUC